Molecule: messenger RNA, 650 nt
Organism: Paramecium tetraurelia
Lineage: Eukaryota; Ciliophora; Oligohymenophorea; Peniculida; Parameciidae
Exons: 2
Source: RefSeq, a predicted model, not a curated record
AUGUUCUAUUCUUAAUAACCUUACAUCUACUUUCCAUUCUAUUAGACCUAAAUGUGCUAUCCAAUCUAUUAUUGCCCAAUUUAACCUUCACCUCAGAUAUAAUCUGCCGAAUAGGAAAAACUUUCAUCAUAAACCGAUUAGUUAAAUUACAACCCUUAAAGCAAUCCAACUUUUGAAGUUAAUGAGGAAAAGAGCUUUGAUUCAUUUGUGGAAAAUGAAAAGCCUAGUUUCAUCACAAAUGAAAAAAAGGAAUAAUCAAAAUCUAAAAAAACCUUUAAAGUUCUUGAUACUACUAAUUUACAUAAAAACUUUUCAAAAGCCAUUGUUGCUUAUGCAAUUAGACAACAAUUUCUUAUUUUUAGAAUUUUAGGAGAACAAAAAGGAUAGGAAUUUCUUGAACUACUCUAAUCUCUAAAAAAUAAACUAAGCAAUUUGACUCAUUUUGUUAAACAUACAAGCAAUUUAGACUUCUAAAAAACAUUUCGCAUUCUAGGAAUGAAUUUCCUUAAAAAAGAAUCUAUCCAAUAUAUCUAUAAUUCUAAAAUCUAAGAAAAGUCUAGCCAUUUAAAGCAUAAAAAGAUCAUUAAGAAAACUCUUCUAAGAAUUUGAAUCUAAUUUUAUUUUUUAUUCUUUAUUCAAAACAAAAAAAA